AUGGCCCUGUAUGGAGCUCCCGUCUGGGCGGAACAUCUUAACGCCCAGACCAGGGCGCUACUACGAAGCCCACAGCGAUCGAUGGCGCUGCGAAUCAUCCGCGGAUACCGCACCAUAUCCUGCGAAGCAGCGCUCAUCCUCGCCAGAACUCCGCCUUGGGACUUGGAAGCGCGGGUUCUGAGCGAAAUUUACUAUCGCACGGUGGAGUUUAAGCAGAGAGGAGACAGAGUUUCCCUUGAACUGACCACACGGUGGAGGCGUCAGGCUCGCAUAAUUAUAAUGCGCACUUGGGAGGACAGGUUGGCGACUCCAACGGCUGGACGUGCAGUGGCGGCGGCAUUUCGACCGCACCUGGAGACGUGGAUAACCCACUGCAAAGGCACCCUCACCUUCCGUAUGGUGCAGAUGUUUACUGGGCACGGGUGUUUCGGCCAUUACCUGCAUUGCACGGCUAGGAGAGAACCGACGACGCAGUGCCACCACUGCGAUCACGGAGACGACACAGCGCAGCACACGCUCGAGGACUGCCCGGCAUGGGCGGAGCAACGAGCGGUGCUCUGCGCAACCAUCGGAUACGACCUCAGUCUCCCGGCCAUAGUGACAGCUAUGGUUCGGUCGAGCCAAGGAUAUGACGCUAUAGCCGACUUCUGCGAGGCUGUCAUCUCGCAGAAAGAGGCUGCCGAACGGGAAAGAGAAGCGGACGUGGCUGCAGAUCCCGUUCGAAGACGGCGCGGAGGGCGCAGGCGCGCUAUACACGAACGCCAGCUCCCGCCGUAA
Molecule: messenger RNA, 777 nt
Organism: Aricia agestis (brown argus)
Lineage: Eukaryota; Metazoa; Arthropoda; Insecta; Lepidoptera; Lycaenidae
Exons: 1
Coding region: 1-777 (258 amino acids)
Source: RefSeq, a predicted model, not a curated record